GUUAACCCUAGGGGCUCAGGGCCCCCAGCAGCCUGAUACACGUCCAACCUGGCAGGGCUGCUUUGGUUCCAACCUCCCAGCGCAGGCUGGAGUUGGAGGGGAAGGGGCACACCCCGAGAGGAGCCCCCAGCCGUUUCUGCUGAGGCAGCAGCAGGCUGGAAAGCCCCUUCCCCACAGUCCCCCCACAGCAGGCUGGUCUGCAGCCCCUGGGGUGGGAGCAGCCCUCUGCCCCCAGCACUGACGUUUUGCAAUCUUAGCGGAAACUGGUAACACAUGUUGUUUAUCAGGGCCUUAUGUAAGGAUCCGCCACGUGACCCGUCCUAAGCCAGCCGCUGUCCUGCUGCCCACAUGUGGGGCAGCCAUGUCUGGCCAUGCUCACAGAGCUGCCAGGCCGCCUGCUGAGCCCACUGCCUUGGAGUCAGGGCACUGUGGGCCCGAGCCACCCAGUACAGCUUGCUUCACCCAGCAUGGAGCUGCUCCCUAGAAGUGGCAGCAUCAUGGUGGAAGCAUGGCAUGCCAAUGGGAGCCAUGGGCUCUUCCAGCCCAGCCUGCAGCCACCUGGCAUCACCCCUUGGGACCCUGUGCGCUCCUCAGCAUCUCUGCCAGGCACACGGGGUGCUGCACGCCUCUGUUUCCCAAUGGAAAGAGCUCUCCCCAGCAUCCCGCACCCCAAGGGGCCCAUGGAGUGCACCCACCCCACACCCACACCUGGGCUCAGCCCAGGGCUGGAAGUGGCAUGCAGGAGCCCAGGGUGCUUUCGUGAUGCUCAAUCCUGCCCAGCUCAGCUUUGUUUUGUUUUAAUAAAUCCGCAGCAGCAGGGCCAGCCCAGCCCCCAGCACAUGCUGUGCAGCACAGGCUUGGCUCGCAGCUGGAUGUGGAGAAGGGAAUGUACUCAGGCGGCCAGGCAGGGUGGGCUGCCGAGAGGAAAAAAACAGCUGCUGUGAAAACAUGCUCCUUAUGUAAAGAGCCUUGGAAGGGCUGUGCUGCAGGGAGAGUCACAGGCUGGCAGUGGGCACCUGCCAGAUCCACAGCCCCAGGGCAGCACGACCUGCCUGGUGCUCUGUUCCGUGCAGUCCUGCCCAGCCCCACAGGGCUACCAGUAACAGCAGUGAUCACCCCCAGCCCUCGCCCUGCUGCAGUCCCAAUCCAACAGGGACAACUGCUCCUGGAGAAGGGUGUGGGGUGACACUGGGGGUCUAUCUGACUGCAUGCUGUUGGCCGGGAGCUUUUCAGGGACGGGGGUCAGCACAAGGCAGGGGGUUCCCAUGGGUGUACCCAAAGGUGCCCACAGAUCCCAUGGAUCAGAUCAGGACCUGGCAGGCACUUGUGCUGUGCUUAGGUCCCUCUCUGGGUCUGAACGAUGUUUUUCUGCAAGGCAGGGGCAGGCAGCAAAACUUGACCCCUGGUGUCCCCACGCUCUGCCCAUGGCAGCCCCACUUCCCCCAGUCCCUGUGCUGUGCAGCUCUGUGGCAGGGAUAGCCAGUGAACUGGCUGACAGCUGUGUUUGUGCUGCAGAGCAGUUUGGCACCCCAAGGCAAACAUGUAAUAUCAACAGGAAGGAAAAAUUCACAGGUUCCCAGCCUGCCCUUUGGAUUCAGCUCUUGCCCCUGCUCCCGCUUGCAUAACGGCACGGGGGGAGACAGGGCUGGCCUGCCUGCCUCACCGGCCCCCUGGGGCCGCUGCGCUGCCUGUCCAUAAAUAGGGGCUCAGUGCUGCGUCCAGCACUGCCUGCAGCUCCCGCUCCACUCAGCUCUGCUCUGCUGGGGACAUGCAAGCCACGCUGCUCAGCAUCCUGGGGCUGGCCCUGCUUGGGGCUCUGCACGCGCAGAACAGCGUUCCUGUGCAAGCUGACUUCCAGCAGGACAAGCUCGCGGGGAGAUGGUACAGCAUCGGCCUGGCCUCCAACUCCAACUGGUUCAAAGACAAGAAGCACCUGAUGAAGAUGUGUACCACAGACAUCACUGUCACUGCAGAUGGCAACAUGGAGGUCACCUCCACCUACCCCAAGGGUGAUCAUUGUGAGAAGAGGAACAGCCUCUAUAUCCGGACGGAGCAGCCCGGGCGGUUCAGCUACACCAGCCCACGCUGGGGCAGCAACCAUGACAUCCGUGUGGUGGAGACCAACUAUGACGAGUAUGCCCUGGUGGCCACCCAGAUCUCCAAGAGCACCGGCUCCUCCAACAUGGUGCUGCUCUACAGCCGCACCAAGGAGCUUGCACCCCAGCGCCUGGAGAGGUUCAUGCAGUUCUCCCAGGAGCAGGGCCUGAAGGACGAGGAGAUCCUCAUCCUGCCCCAGACAGACAAGUGCAUGGCAGACGCUGCCUAGGCUGCUGGUGGAUGGAACUUCAAGCGUGCCACGAGCCAACAACCACUCCAUCCUGACCCCAGUGCCAUAAUCUACCUUCACUUCCUGGCUUUGCACCCUGCAUAUCUGUCCCUGUCCUUAUUAAAGCCCAUAUAAACUACUGUU
Messenger RNA from Phasianus colchicus (ring-necked pheasant), 2470 nucleotides. RefSeq names its product lipocalin-like. The record is from RefSeq and is a predicted model, not a curated record. Lineage: Eukaryota; Metazoa; Chordata; Aves; Galliformes; Phasianidae. Gene Ontology annotation, molecular function: small molecule binding.